CGCCUUCCCGCCGGAGGGGGCGGGGGUGACGUCAUGCGUCUGCGCCAGCGGCGGCGCAUGCGCGGCGGGGCCGGGGACCGGAGCGGCCCGGACGGAGCCUGCGGGCGGGGGGCGCCGCCGCCUCCUCCGUCAUGUUCCGGUACCAGUCCCUGGAGGACUGUCCGCUGGACGAGGACGAAGACGCUUUCCAGGCCCUGGGGGAGGAAGAUGAAGAUAUUGAUCAGUUUAACGAUGACACGUUUGGAGCCGGGGCUGUUGAUGACGACUGGCAGGAGGCACACGAGCGGCUGGCGGAGCUGGAGGAGAAACCAGCGGUGACCAGGGAGCAGGAUGGAGCUGGUAAUGAGGAGGCGGAUCUGCUGGGGGAUCCCGAGGAUGUGCUGGCAGAGCGGCUGACCAGGCUGGUCAUCGACAGCGAGCUGGAGGACCCUGCUAUCAUGCAGGCCGUGCAGACCAGGGUCCCUGCACAGCAGCCUGGAGGGCUGAACUCCAGCAUCUGGGACAGCUCAGCCGUCCUGCGGCGGAUCCGGGGGCCGCUCCUCACUCAGGAGAUGCCAUCGGUGUCCGUGCUGGACUAUGCUCUGCCCCAGAGACCCCCCCAGCCUCGAGAAGAGGAGCGGGACCCCUCGGAGCGAGCGUUACCCCGCCGGUCCUCGUCCCCUGUCAUCGGGAGCCCCCCUGUCCGGGCUGUCCCCAUCGGCACCCCACCCAAACAAGCUGCUGCCCCCAACUUCAACCAGCAGAUCCUGUGCCCAAAGCCCGUCCACAUCCGAGCGGCCGUGCAGCAGCGUUAUCCCCCUCCCUACGGCGACAGGAUGUCCCCAAACCAGCUCUGCAACGUACCGAAUUCCUCCAUCCUGGGCCACCCAUUCCCCCACAGCGUCUCUCCUGUCCUCACCCACCUGCAGCGAGCACAGCUGCUUGGAGGAGCCCAGGCCGGCCGAAUGUCCCCCAGCCAGUUUGCCCGGGUCUCCGGUCUGGUUGGGAACCCCCUCCCCUCCGUCAACCCCAAGUUACUCCAGGGCAGAGUCGGGCAGAUGAUGUCUCCGGCCAGCGGCUUUCGUGCCUUUUUUGGGGCUCCCCCUGCUCCGCCUCCCUCGCAGCCCCCGCCGGGCCCCGGAUCCCACCUGCAGAGCCUGAGGCCACAGCCCCAAAUGUUUCGGCCGGACACGACCCACCUGCACCCCCAGCACCGCCGGCUCCUGCACCAGCGGCAGCAGCAGAACCGAAACCAACACCGCGGCCUCAACGGCUCGGUGGGGGACCGAGGGGGUCACCGGAGCGGUCACCAGGAGCAGGCGCGGAAAGACCCCUACGCCAACCUCAUGCUGCAGCGGGAGAAGGACUGGGUGGCCAAAAUCCAGAUGAUGCAGCUGCAGAGCACUGAUCCCUACCUGGAUGAUUAUUAUUACCAGAAUUAUUUCCAGAAGCUGGAGAAGUUGGCUGCGGCCGAGGAAGUUCAGGGCGAUGGCCCCAAAAAGGAACGGACGAAACUCAUCACCCCCCAGGUGGCCAAGCUGGAGCACACCUACAAGCCAGUGCAGUUCGAGGGUUCGCUCGGGAAACUCACGGUCUCCAGCGUCAACAACCCUCGGAAGAUGAUCGAUGCGGUGGUGACGUCCCGUGGGGAGGAUGAUGAGACGAAGGAGAAGCAGGUUCGGGAUAAGAGACGGCAAACCCUCGUCACCAUCGAGAAGACGUACAGUCUCCUCCUGGACGUGGAGGACUACGAGCGCCGCUACCUCCUGAGCCUGGAAGGCGACCGGCCGGCGCUGAUGGGCGAGAGGAAGCAGAAAAUCUGCGACAUGUACGAUAACCUGAGGGGGAAAACGCCCGGGCAGGAGAGGCCCAGCGACGAUCACUUCAUGCAGAUCAUGUGCAUCCGCAAAGGCAAACGCCUCGUCGCCCGCAUCGUCCCCUUCUUGUCACCCGAACAAGCGGCCGACGUCCUCAUGGCCACCGCCCGAAACCUGCCCUUCCUCAUCAAAAAAGACGCUCAGGACGAGGUGCUGCCCUGCCUGCUGAGACCCUUCUCACAUGUUCUGUAUCACCUGCCCUUGGGGACGGUCACCAGCCUGGUGCAGCAGUUAACCAACCUACCUCAGAAGGGGGGGACAACGACCCCCCCCAACCCCCACCUCACUGCCGUGCUCCAAAAUAAGUUUGGUCUGUCCCUCCUGUACUUGACCUUGAGCCGGGGGGAGGAACUGCAGAGCUCGGACACCAACGCGGAGCUGCUGCGGGACAACCAGUGGACGGAGCUGAUGCUCAUGGCCACUCGGGAGCUGCUGCGGAUCCCGGCGGGGGCUCUGGCCAAACCCGUGGCCCCCCCCUCCAAUCUGCUCGCCCUCUUCUCCCGCUACGUCGACCCCCAGAAGCUGAACCUGCUGGAGACAAAAUUGCACUUGGUGCACGGGAUCCGGUAGGACAUCGCUGCCGCUCCGGAAUGUUCCAGAAGAUGGAUUGGGGGGGGGAACAGACGCUUCUCCCCUCCCCCCAACACCCAGCGUGGCGGGACGGUGCGUCCCCCCCCUCAGUGAUCUGGUUUGGGGGUGUUUGGCUGCUCCCUACCCCUCCCAAAGUGCUGCAUCCCCCCCAAACGCUGCUGCUUCCCCCCCAUCACUGAGGAAGGUGUUGGGGGGGUCUGGGACAAGCCCCCCCCCCCCAACCCCACCUCCUCCCCACCCCCCCCCCGAGCACUGAGGUUCCCCCCACCCGCACACACCUUUUUUUGCACAUUUGCCUCUGUCUUCCCCAAAAAUUGCUGCCCCCCCCGCGGGGUCAGGCCCAGCAGCGCCGGGGGGGGCUCAGCCGGUGGAUUCUGCUGUUUCUGCUCUAUGGGAAUGUGCUGGGGGGGGGGAAUUUUAAUUAAUUUUUUUUUUUUUUUGCUUUUAAGAAGAAGAAAAACCAAGAGAUUUGCACAUUUAGGGGUUUUACAACCGGUAACUCCCUCCCUGGCAUUAACCAGCGCCCCCCCACACUGAUCAAGUGAAAAGUUCCUUCCCCACCCCACCCCCCCACCCACCUCCUUCCAGUUUUUGGUUCUGGCAAAAUGAGAAUUAAAAAAGAAAAAAGUUUCUAAAAAAUUUACAUUUUUAUAGGGGAUUGUAAAUAAAGAUGAAUUGUGUAAUAC
Molecule: messenger RNA, 3133 nt
Organism: Columba livia (rock pigeon)
Lineage: Eukaryota; Metazoa; Chordata; Aves; Columbiformes; Columbidae
Gene: PATL1
Product: PAT1 homolog 1, processing body mRNA decay factor
Exons: 19
Coding region: 132-2426 (764 amino acids)
Biological process (GO): deadenylation-dependent decapping of nuclear-transcribed mRNA; P-body assembly
Cellular component (GO): P-body
Molecular function (GO): RNA binding
Source: RefSeq, a predicted model, not a curated record